AUCGUUGAAAAAACUUGUGUUUAUUAACCCGGAUCUCUAAAAAAACCCGACUAUCUGUAACUCACAUAAUUAACUCAUGAAUUGACUGAUCCGCCCGAAAAGCAGGACUAACCCGCAACGCAUAUGGAGGCGGCGGACCCAACCCGUUGUCAGGUCAAAGGCCAGAGAGGGUGCCCGGCGAUAGGGUUCCGCGGUCCGUUGUUUCGACUUCUUCAGGGGGUUGCUUUGAAUACUUUUCUCAUGUAAGUUUCUUAGCAACUAGAGAGAAAUUCCACUUCUUUUGAUCACUUUUCUGUCAUUGUCGCUUUCCCUUUCCAAGUUAAAGAUUAAACGUGGUUUUGGAUUGCAAUCAAUAAUCUUAGAAGUGUAUCAAAGAAUAAUUUUCUUCACAUGUGCUGAAGCUUCCUGGAAAUACAGCUGUGGGUCCAAA
Molecule: messenger RNA, 430 nt
Organism: Rubroshorea leprosula
Lineage: Eukaryota; Viridiplantae; Streptophyta; Magnoliopsida; Malvales; Dipterocarpaceae
Source: the annotation of a GenBank genome assembly